Messenger RNA from Nymphaea colorata (pocket water lily), 2720 nucleotides. RefSeq lists its product as uncharacterized. The record is from RefSeq and is a predicted model, not a curated record. The transcript has 7 exons. Gene Ontology annotation, biological process: lipid catabolic process. NCBI's taxonomy places the organism in Eukaryota, Viridiplantae, Streptophyta, Magnoliopsida, Nymphaeales, Nymphaeaceae. The coding region runs from base 753 to 2648 and encodes 631 amino acids.
AUCACGAACUCUCGAAUGUUUUGUUCCUGGAAGUAGCAGGCAAAACACCAGUAAGGGGUACUUUGGUAAGUCAGGCUCCAAAGAGUUGCACCCUGUUCGCCGCGGAGCGUUCGUAGAUUUUAUAAAUUCCCGGCACGGCACGAGUGCGGAGCGUUUCCCUGGAAGGUGACGGAUUUCCGGCCCGAAAGGAGAGAGCCGAAGACGGUGGCAUUCUUGUCCUCUCUCGAUUCCCGCGGAUCUUGUUUGAUCACUUCCAUUCUUUACACCUCUGUAAAUCGGGAUUCAAGUUCCGAUCUUUCCCUGAUCGUGCCGAUUUACGAAGAUUGGUUCGCUAUUCUAAGGAUUUCUGGAGGAUCUGGUGCGCUCGAGGCAAGGAGUUCGUUUUAGGUUGUUCUUCCUGUCUGUUAACGCAGUUCGUUUCAGUCUUCGUUCGAUUCUGCUGCUCGGACGCAGUCAGUCGUGUCGGUGUUCGUUUUGUAUAAGUUCGUUUUACAAGGGACGUCGUCACAUUGGAUACAGGCGGAACUAGGUUUUCUUUAUUGGGAUCCAGUGGUAGGGGUUAUUAUGUUGUUUUAAAUUGGAAGUUUGCUGUUCAUCGUUAGGGUGAGAUUUGUCCUCGAUGAGAAUUAGGUGAAAUUUAACUUGGUAUGGUAACUUUCCUUUGUGACGUAUGUGGUUCUUCUGAUGAUUUUGGUGGUUGCUGAUGAUCGGCGAUAAAGGUUUUCUUCUGUGAGGGCUGAAGUUGAUCUUCGAUGGCGACAGCCACGGUUGCCACGGCUACCGGGGCCGCGAUUCUUCUGUAUUAUAUGAUGAACCGGAGGUUGUCUAUUGAGAGCGGGAAGAACGGAGAAGAUGAAAAUAACAGUGAGAUAAGUGCAAAGUCUCCUUCCAGAAGGAGGAGAACCGUCCGUAGGCCAGUACAGGCACCUGCAAAUUGGUACGAAACCAUGGCGACUCUGUCAGAGACUUUGCGCUUCACCUAUUCUGAAACCCUAGGAAAAUGGCCCAUCGGUGAUCUUGCCUUUGGCAUUAAUUUUCUCAUGAAGAAGCAGGGCGACGUACAUGUUGCCAGUAUAUAUGCCGGAAGUGACUCUGUGGAGCUUCAAGGUCCGGGUUUAAAAGAUGAUUUAAUCUAUCUUUUGAAACUACUGACUCUGUGCAUGCAUUUCUCCAAAAAACCGUUUCCACUAUUUUUGGAGGUUACUGGCUACGGUCAGGAGGAUGUUCUUCUACAGGAGCCUAAGGCUGGGCUUUUGAAACCUGCAUUCACAAUUAUAGCAGAUAAAAAUUCGAAGUGCUUCCUUCUCCUGAUUCGAGGAACCCAUAGUAUUAAGGACACAUUGACAGCAGCUACAGGUGCAGUUGUACCCUUUCACCACUCAGUUUCGGAUGAUGGUGGUUUCAGUAAUUUAGUUCUAGGGUAUGCCCAUUGUGGCAUGGUUGCAGCUGCAAGAUGGAUAGCAAAGCUUAGUACUCCUUGUCUUCUUAAGGCAGUUGAUGAGAACCCUGAUUACAAAGUCAAGAUUGUUGGCCAUUCUUUGGGUGGUGGUACUGCUGCAUUGCUAACAUAUAUACUUCGUGAGAGGAAAGAAUUUUGUUCAGCCUCCUGUGUUACCUUUGCGCCAGCUGCAUGCAUGACAUGGGAUCUGGCCGAGUCUGGCAAACACUUUAUUACUACUGUAAUCAAUGGUUCUGAUUUGGUUCCAACCUUUUCUAUUGCUUCAGUUGAUGAUCUACGUUCGGAGGUGACAGCAUCUUCUUGGAUAAAUGACCUAAGGGAUCAGAUUGAGCAUACACGUUUUCUGAGUACCGUCUAUCGGUCUGCAUCUGCUUUAGGUUCUCGACUUCCAUCUAUUGCCAGUGCCAGAGCAAGGGUUGUGGGUGCAGGUGCUCUUUUACGUCCAGUUUCUAAUGGCACACAGGUGGUGAUGAAAAGAGCUCAAAAUGUUGCUCAGGCUGUUGUGAGGAGUAGGUCUUCUCUCUCUUCAUGGUCAUGCAUGGGUGCACGCCGUCGCAAUGUUGUAAACGUGUCAAGUUCUGAUAUGGAGCAAAGCGAUGGUAGGUUAUCUACAUCACUAAGCUCGAAGUCCAUGAUGGCUGAAGUGGCCGAGAGUGAGAUGAUGGCAGAGGACUCCAGAGACUUGGGACACGAGGAAACAGAAGAAGAGGGACUUAUAAAGAGCGGUUGUGCUAGCACUGGGAAUGAUGAUAUGACCGAGCAUGAACUUUGGCAAGAACUUGAAAAAGAAAUACAGCGGCGAGGGGAAAUUGGUCGGAGGGUGCACGAAGAAGAAGCAGCUGCCAUGAAAGAAAUCACAGAAGAGGAAAAAGAAGUAGCUGAGGCCGCGGUAGAAAGGAACCCUUCUGCUACAAGUGCCUAUGAGACUCAGAGAUUUUACCCCCCUGGUAGGAUCAUGCACAUGGUUUCCCUUCCACCGCCUGACGGUGCAUCGGGUGAUGACGUUUGUGCUGUCACCGAGCAGAAGGUGGGGAUUUAUGAGACGCCAAGGCGCCUGUACAGUAAGCUUAGGCUCUCAAGAACUAUGGUAAAUGAUCAUUACAUGCCUGCCUAUAAGAGAGUGAUGGAGUUACUUAUCAGCCGACUUGAUGAAGCGGAAGAGGAAGUCGAGUUGGACGCGAGCACCUAGAUAAUGUAUACCACUUUGUAGAAAUGAGUUAAAAAAAAAUAAUAAGGUGAAAAAAAAAAAUCUUGUACAGCA